UUGCAUUCUAGAUCGCAUCACCGAAGAACAUUCUUGUUAUAGCCACGCAAUUGCAGCUUCUGGGCCUGCAGUUGUUUAACACUACCGAUCCAUCAGCAUGGCAAUCAAGUCCUGUCUACUGCUCCCUUUGGCACUGCUGCUUCUUGCCAGCAGCUCGCCGGCAGCGGGCCAGCUGGAGGUCGGCUACUACAGCAAGACAUGCCCGAACGUCGAGGCCGUCGUCCGAGAGGAGAUGGAGAAGAUCAUCUCCGCCGCGCCCAGCCUCGCCGGCCCGCUCCUCAGGCUCCAUUUCCACGACUGUUUCGUCAGGGGUUGUGAUGCCUCCGUCCUGCUCAACUCCACCGAGGGCAACUCUGCCGAGCGGGACGCCAAGCCGAACAGGAGCCUGCGGGGCUUCGGUUCCGUGGACAGGGUGAAGGCCAAGCUCGAGGCCGCCUGCCCCAACACCGUCUCCUGCACCGACGUCCUCACCAUCAUGGCGCGCGACGCCGUGGUCCUGGCCAAGGGCCCAUUCUGGCCGGUCGCGCUCGGGAGGAGGGACGGCAGGGUGUCGAGCGCCACGGAAGCGGCCGACCACUUGCCUCCUGCCUUCGGCGACAUCCCGCUGCUCACCAAGAUCUUCGCCGCCAACGGCCUCGACCUCAAGGACCUCGUCGUGCUCUCCGGCGCGCACACCCUCGGCACGGCGCACUGCCCGUCGUACGCCGGCCGGCUCUACAACUUCAGCAGCGCCUACAGCGCGGACCCAUCCCUCGACAGCGAGUACGCCGACAAGCUGAGGACGCGCUGCAAGAGCGUCGACGACAAGGCCAUGCUGUCCGAGAUGGACCCCGGCAGCUACAAGACCUUCGACACCAGCUACUACCGCCAUGUCGCCAAGCGCCGGGGGCUAUUCCAGUCCGACGCCGCGCUCCUCACCGACGCCACCACCAGGGAGUACGUCCAGCGCAUCGCCACCGGCAAGUUCGACGACGUGUUCUUCAAGGACUUCAGCGAGUCCAUGGUCAAGAUGGGAAGCGUCGGCGUCCUCACCGGUGCUCAGGGCGAGAUCAGGAAGAAGUGCUACAUCGUCAACUAGACUAGCUAGCUGCUAGCGGAAGCUUUUGCACCAGCACGAAAUGAUGGUAGUGCGGUCUGUAAGCGCAAUGCAUGUUUGUCUGAAUUAUUAAUCAGUUUAUUAUUCUAAUUGAUGCGAUUAUUCUGUACAUUAGCUCUUGUAAGUACUUCUUGCAGUACACAACUACACAUAGCUGAUGUUCUUUA
This is a messenger RNA of Panicum virgatum (switchgrass), 1263 nucleotides long. RefSeq names its product peroxidase 1-like. The transcript is spliced from 2 exons. Gene Ontology annotation, cellular component: plasmodesma; plant-type cell wall. Gene Ontology annotation, biological process: response to oxidative stress; hydrogen peroxide catabolic process. Lineage: Eukaryota; Viridiplantae; Streptophyta; Magnoliopsida; Poales; Poaceae. Gene Ontology annotation, molecular function: heme binding; peroxidase activity. Bases 98 to 1078 code for a protein of 326 amino acids. The record is from RefSeq and is a predicted model, not a curated record.